This is a messenger RNA of Condylura cristata (star-nosed mole), 3627 nucleotides long. RefSeq names its product diaphanous-related formin 3 (gene DIAPH3). The record is from RefSeq and is a predicted model, not a curated record. Gene Ontology annotation, biological process: actin cytoskeleton organization; actin filament polymerization. Gene Ontology annotation, cellular component: cytoplasm; actin filament. Gene Ontology annotation, molecular function: small GTPase binding; microtubule binding; actin binding. The transcript is spliced from 28 exons. The coding region runs from base 1 to 3585 and encodes 1194 amino acids. Lineage: Eukaryota; Metazoa; Chordata; Mammalia; Eulipotyphla; Talpidae.
AUGGAUCGGCAGCGGCCGCGGCCACAUCACGCGACACAGGGCUCCUCUGCCGGGGUCCCCCACGCCUCCUCUUCCUCUCUCCGCGGCUGCCGGGGAGGGAAGGUGCCCGGCAGGAAGGGCCCCCAACACCCGCAGCCGCCCGGCGGCCCCGAGGAGCCUGGAGAGAAACGCGCCAAAUUUCAUUUACAUAUAAGGACACUGACUGAUGAUAUGCUGGACAGAUUUGCCAGCAUAAGAAUUCCAGGGAGCAAGAAGGAGAGACCUCCACUUUCCAACCUGAAGACUGUCUUUGCGAACAGUGAUUGCUCUUUAGAGACCAUGCAAAAUAUUCCAAAGCCAUUGUCGGAGAAAGAAGUCUUAGAACUUUUUGAAAAGAUGAUGGAAGAUAUGAAUUUAAAUGAAGAUAAAAAGGCACCAUUGCGGGAAAAGGACUUCAGUAUCAAAAAAGAAAUGGUGAUGCAGUACAUUAAUACUGCUUCCAAGACAGGGACGCUUAAGCGUAGUCGACAGAUUUCAUCUCAGGAAUUUAUCCAUGAACUGAAAAUGGGGGUUGCAGAUGAGAGACUUGUCACAUGCCUGGAGUCCCUACGAGUAUCAUUGACUAGUAAUCCUGUGAGUUGGGUGGAAAGCUUUGGACAUGAAGGCCUUGGAUUAUUGCUAAACAUUUUGGAAAGACUGAUUCAUGGGAAAAGUCAAGAAAAAAUAGUAAAGAAGAACCAACAUAAAGUCAUACAAUGUCUAAAGGCCUUGAUGAAUACACAGUAUGGAUUGGAAAGAAUUAUGAGUGAAGAGAGAAGUCUUUCUUUACUGGCCAAAGCCAUCGAUCCUGAGCACCCACAUGUGAUGACCGAUGUGGUUAAACUCCUCUCUGCAGUGUGCAUUGUAGGGGAAGAAAGCAUCCUUGAAGAAGUUUUAGAAGCCUUAACGUCAGCUGGAGAAGAAAGAAAAAUUGACAGAUUUUCUUCUAUUGUGGAAGGUCUUCGGCACAAUUCAGUACAAUUGCAAGUAGCGUGUAUGCAGCUCAUCAAUGCCCUUGUUACCUCUCCUGAUGAUUUGGACUUCAGGCUUCACAUCAGAAAUGAAUUUAUGCGUUGUGGAUUGAAAGAGAUCUUGCCUAACUUAAGACAUAUUAAGAAUGAUGGCUUGGACAUCCAACUUAAAGUCUUUGAUGAGCAUAAGGAAGAAGAUUUUAUUGAAUUCUCCCAUCGCCUUGAAGAUAUUAGAGCUGAACUUGAUGAAGCAUCUGAUGUUUACAACAUUCUGUGGAACAGAGUUAAGGAAACUGGAGCAGAAAAAUAUUUUAUUUCUAUUCUUCAGCAUCUUUUAUUGAUUCGAGAUGAUUAUUUUAUCAGGCAACAGUACUUCAAAUUAAUUGAUGAGUGUGUAUCUCAGAUUGUAUUGCAUAGAGAUGGGAUGGAUCCAGACUUCACAUACCGGAAAAGACUAGACUUAGAUUUAGGUCAAUUUAUUGAUACUUGCAUUGAUCAAGUGAAACUAGAAGAGUUUGAAGAGAAAGCAUCGGAAUUUUACAAUAAAUUUGAAAAAGAGUUUACCGACCACCAAGAAACGCAGGCUCAGUUGCAGAAAAAAGAGGCAAAGAUUAAUGAGCUUCAAGCAGAGUUACAAGCCUUUAAAUCUCAGUUUGGCGUCUUGCCAGCUGACACGGUUACCUCUUUGCCUCAGUUACCCAACACUGGAACCAGCCCUGCAGCACUUCUCCCUUCUACAUCACUGCCCUCUUGCUCAGAUGUGCCACCGCCGCCUCCACCUCCGCCGCCACCACCGCCACCUCCUUUACUUCCAGGAAUGUCCCUGCCAUUUGGUGGUCCUGUGCCUCCUGCACCUCCCCUGGGAAUUCUCAGUGGAGGGAAGUCUCCUCCUCCACCAACCCUGCCAUUUGGGUUAAAACCAAAGAAAGAAUUUAAACCUGAGACCAAUAUGAGGAGACUGAAUUGGUUAAAGAUUAGACCCCAUGAAAUGACUGAAAGCUGUUUCUGGAUAAAAGCAAAUGAAAAUAAGUAUGAAAAUGUGGAUUUACUUUGUAAACUCGAGAAUGUAUUUUGUUGCCAACAAAAAGAGAGAAGAGAAGAGGAAGAUUUUGAAGAAAAAAAAGCUCUUAAGAAAAAAAUCAAAGAACUGAAAUUUCUAGAUUCUAAAAUUGCCCAGAAUCUUUCAAUCUUCCUGAGCUCUUUUCGGGUGCCAUAUGAGGAAAUCAAAAGGAUGAUAUUGGAAGUGGAUGAAACACACUUGGCAGAGUCUAUGAUUCAGAACUUAAUAAAACAUCUUCCUGAUCAAGAGCAGUUAAAUUCAUUGUCUCAGUUCAAGAAUGAUUACAACAACUUAUGUGAACCCGAGCAGUUUGCUGUUGUGAUGAGCAACGUGAAGAGACUACGGCCACGGCUCAGUGCUAUUCUCUUUAAGCUUCAGUUUGAAGAGCAGGUGAACAACAUCAAACCUGACAUCAUGGCUGUCAGUACUGCGUGUGAAGAGAUAAAGAAGAGCAAAAGCUUUAGCAAGUUGCUGGAACUGGUAUUGCUAAUGGGAAACUACAUGAAUGCCGGCUCCCGGAAUGCUCAAACCUUCGGAUUUAACCUUAGCUCCCUCUGUAAACUAAAGGACACAAAAUCAGCAGAUCAGAAAACAACACUGCUUCAUUUUCUGGUGGAAAUAUGUGAAGAAAAACACCCUGAUAUUCUGAAUUUUGUGGAUGAUUUGGAACAUUUAGACAAAGCUAGUAAAGUCUCUGUAGAAAUGCUGGAAAAGAAUUUGAAACAGAUGGGAAGGCAGCUUCAACAGCUUGAGAAAGAUUUGGAAACCUUUCCACCUCCUGAGGACUUGCAUGAUAAGUUUGUGACAAAGAUGUCCAGCUUUGUUAUCAGUGCAAAGGAACAAUAUGAAAAACUUUUCAAGUUGCAUGAAAACAUGGAAAAGUUAUACCAGUGUGUAAUGGGAUACUAUGCCAUUGAUGUGAAGAAGGUGUCUGUGGAAGACUUCUUUACUGACUUGAGUAACUUCAGGACUUCAUUCAUGCAAGCAAUAAAGGAUAAUGUCAAAAAAAGAGAAGCAGAGGAAAAAGAAAAACGUGCCAGGAUAGCCAAAGAAUUGGCAGAGAAAGAAAGAUUUGAGCGACAGCAAAAGAAAAAGCGCUUAUUAGAAAUGAAGACUGAGGGUGAUGAGACAGGAGUGAUGGAUAGUCUGCUGGAGGCCUUGCAGUCGGGAGCUGCCUUCCGCGACCGAAGGAAAAGGACACCUAAGCCGAAAGAUAUUCGACAAAGUCUCAGCCCACUGUCACAGAGGCCUGUUCUCCAAGUUUGUAACCAUGAAAAUCAAAAAGUGCCUCUGACAGAAGGGUCACGUUCACACUGCAAUAUCAAUUGCAACUCAACAAGAACUCCAGUCGCCAAGGAACUUAAUUAUAAUCUAGACACUCAUACGUCUACAGGGAGGAUCAAGGCAGUUGAGAAGAAGGAAGCCUGUAACAUAGAAAGCAACAGAAAAAAGGAAAUGGAACGUCUUGGCUCGGUUUCUAAAAAUGAAUCCGUUCCUGAAGUUGAAGCCCUGCUGGCAAGAUUACGAGCUUUAUAAAUUAAACUGGUAAAAAAAAUGAUUAAGCCAAAUAUAAAGCUA